CCACUCCUAAACGCUAUGAUGCGUCAGCUGUUCAGCCUAUGUCGGUUAGUGUUGCAAGCCAGUCGCAAAUACACAAAGCCUCUCAUACUGAUGACAUCGUUCGUCGUGUUUGUCUGGCUAAUCCUCGACACGGUGCACCGGCCAGAGUUUGUACGCCAGACUAACCCAAACGGGGAAACCGAUCGCUGGGAUAAAUCGUACGUGCACCACUUUCUGACCCUGCUCGACAUCGAUCCGAACGCUACGGCAUCGCAGGCAGACUGCUCGCUGUCGACCAGCGGUAUGCUGGUGUCGGCGUUUGCCGGUAGCUCCCUGGUCGAAAACCUGUGGCAUUACUUCUCGCUAAUCGCUGUUAUUGCGAACCUACGGACAAUGGCUCCCGCUGGCUACACCGUGCAAGGGCUGCUCACCAGAUCUGCCCGUGAACAAUUGCGCCAGAUUUUCGUCAGCAUACCGUACGGAGUGAUCGAUGAACGUACGUUUGACUGCUACGAUCUUAGCGGUGCGUGCGUUCUGAACGAUAUUAAUCUUCUAGAUGUGCCAGAACGCGGUAAUCAACUGUACAUCCUUAACAACAACGUCAAACGUUUGUAUGAAAUCGUCAAAGUGCAGUGGAAGGAGCAAUGGGUUCACUUCAACGUUGGCGCACACCCUCGACAGUGGGCGUCCCAACUACUUGCCAGCAUUGGUCGCCGGGCAAUGCUAUCCAAUUCGAGCGAGUACAGUACCGAACAAGUGAACACACAGUUUGUGUGCCUGAAUGUCGGCGAUCAUGAUGGGCUACCGUUCGAGUACUACUUCCGAGCGGUUACCUUCCAGCGCAAAAUGCACGGCACUGAUGGCCCACUGGUGUUCGUGGCGCUUUGCGAAACGCCGACCGGAACCGUGUGCAGCCUACUGAACGCUCCGGCGGAGCACAUCUACACCGUGCAGCGGCACGAUGAUCCAGCUAUAAAUUUCGUCCUGUUGCAGCUAUGCAACCAUACGAUCGUGUCAGCUGAGUUGGAUAUUUUCCCAGCGCUACUUCGCGACGAGGGAACGACGGUCAUUUACGAGCGGUACACCGAUGAUCUGCUGAUUGAGCUGACAAACCUGAAGGAGAACUGGUAUCCAAUGCUCUAGUUACUCGCCCCACGCUCGAAACCUAGAUGUUCUACUACCAGUGGUCCUUAGCGAUCGACCAGGGGGGUGCACCGAAAAUUUA
Messenger RNA from Anopheles cruzii, 1204 nucleotides. RefSeq lists its product as uncharacterized. The transcript has 3 exons. The record is from RefSeq and is a predicted model, not a curated record. NCBI's taxonomy places the organism in Eukaryota, Metazoa, Arthropoda, Insecta, Diptera, Culicidae. Bases 16 to 1122 code for a protein of 368 amino acids.